Zea mays is the source of this 3325-nucleotide messenger RNA. RefSeq lists its product as uncharacterized. The coding region runs from base 628 to 3102 and encodes 824 amino acids. Gene Ontology annotation, biological process: DNA transposition. The transcript has 5 exons. NCBI's taxonomy places the organism in Eukaryota, Viridiplantae, Streptophyta, Magnoliopsida, Poales, Poaceae. Gene Ontology annotation, molecular function: transposase activity; zinc ion binding; DNA binding. The record is from RefSeq and is a predicted model, not a curated record.
CUGUCGUAGGUGGGUUUGGUUGGAGGUGGCAUUCAUGGAUGCGCCUGGAAAAAAGGCCCAAAAGUUUACAUUGGGCUUUUUCUAGAUUUUGCGCGACAACCUGGCCCGGUGGUGUUUAUCUACCAAAGUAGCCCGUGGAACUGUAGAUAUGGGGCACGGCGUCCCUCCGGCCCGCGCCCCGUGGUCAUUUCGGCGUUAACGCCGCCGCAGCGCCGAGUCCUACGGCUCCCCGCCCCGCAAGGCCGCAACCGCAGUCCGCAGACGGCCUAGGUCGAGAGGAGGGCGAUUCCAUUCGACCACAUCCUAGGAGGCCAGGAGAGACCGGCGGCAACCUGCCUGCGCGCUAGUCUGACAGCGCGCGAGGCGGCGAUAACCCGCCGCGGCGGUGGCGUCGCACGAGCUGCCGCCUCGUUCUGGCGGGACGGCUGGUUGUCUCCUGUUCAGCCAGCAAACGGCGUGCCUCGCCGCAGAGAGCUUACGUGCUCCUCUCCCCCACGCCGCCGUCGGCGUGUUGUACCGCCCCUCCAUCUCCCCCGCCGCCGCCGCCGCCGUACAGAGCUUCGAGCACCUCGGCCACACCACUCCCUCCCACCGCCGCCGCAGAUAUCUCCUGCCCGCGGUGCCGGGAUGGAGAACGACAUCACCGCCGCCGAGAUCUUCGGCGUGGUCGGGAUGGAGAACGACAUCGCCGCCGCCGAGUUCUCCGGCAUGGUCGGGAUGGAGGACACUGCUGCUACGCCGGUGUGCCACGGCUCGGCUUGUCCGGUUGUCUGCCACAGCGAAGAACCUGGAGGAUCAAAGGAUUCGCAAGAUAAGCAACUAACUAGUGAACCAUCAAAAGAAAUUGUUUGGGGUGCUUUACAAUUUGAGGACAGGUGGAAGGAGGAAGGGAUGCAAUUAAUUGCCUGUGAAGAUUCUAUAUAUGCUCAACUUGGUUUGGUAGAAGAGGAUGAGAGGGAGAUGAGAGAAAAGGACCAAGCUUGUUAUGCAGGGGUUGGAACUAGGAUUUCUAAUGAGCUUGAUGAUGAUGGCGCCACCAUGCCAUGUGAGGAUUCUUUACCACAAGAGAGGAGGAUAUUAUAUGACCAAGAUAAUCCUGUUAUGGAGCCUGGCAGCUUAUACCCAUCAAUGAAGGAAUUUAGGAUUGCAAUGAGACAAUAUGCCAUAAACAAUAAAUUUGAGUUAGGUAUUGAGGCUACUAGCACGACAAGAUAUAGAGGCUAUUGUCGUGGUUUGGAUUGUCGUUGGAGUAUAUAUGCACGAACGGAGAUGAAAGGAUCGCCAACCAUAAUCGUGGUAGUGGUGAACGAUGUCCACACUUGUACUUCUAGUGGUAGGAAGAAGACUACCACUCCUUCUAGUGCUUGGGUGGCUGCAAAAGCUCUUUCUAUCCUUAUGAAGAAACCCCAAAUGGGUGCUAAGGAGUUGCAGACUAUUUUGCAGGACAGAUUCACAUGUGCUAUUUCAUAUGACACUAUUUGGAAGGGGAAGGAGAAAGCAUUGAGAGAGUUGUUCGAGAGUUGGGAGGAGAGCUUUCAACUCUUGUUUUCCUGGAAGGAAGCAGUCUUGCAGAAGUCACCUGACAGUGUAAUAGAGAUUGACCUCCGAGUUGAAGAUGACAAACUUUUUUUCAGCAAGUUCUUCUGUGCAUUUGGUCCAUGCAUUUCUGGGUUUAAAGAAGGCUGUAGACCGUAUCUUAGUGUCGACUCUACUGCUUUAAAUGGUAUAUGGGACGGUCACUUAGCUUCUGCUACAAGUGUAGAUGGACUGAAUUGGAUGUACCCAGUGGCAUUUGGUUUUUUUAGUUCUGAAACUGAAGAGAACUGGACUUGGUUUAUGACUAAAUUGCACCAAGCAGUAGGAGAUCUUCCAGUUCUUGCUAUCUGUUCUGAUGCUUGCAAAGGUUUGACAAAUGCUGUGAAGUCAGUUUUUCCUAAUGCUGAAAAAAGAGUGUGUUUCAGGCAUCUAAUGAACAACUAUGUGAAGAGUUAUACAGGCUCAGAAUACAUGUAUCCAGCAGCUAGGGCAUACAGGAGGGAUGUGUUUGAGCAUCACAUUGGUAAUGUGAGCUGUGAUCCUGUUAUAGCCAGUUGGCUAGAUCAAUAUCAUGAUUUAUUAUGGUACCGAAGUGGUUUCAACACAGCUAUUAAGUGUGACUAUAUCACAAACAAUAUCGCUGAGUUGUUCAAUAAUUGGAUUAAGGAUUAUAAAGGUCUUCCAGUGUGUGAUCUUGCCGAUAAGAUCAGGGAAAUGAUAAUGCAUUUGUUUCACAAGAGGAGGCGGAUAAGUCAGAGGUUCCAUGGGAACAUUUUACCGUCAAUCAUACAUGUCUUGACGACGAGGACUAGAGGAAUAGGUCACUUGGAGUUUAUAAAGGGUGAUGACUAUGCUGCUGAGAUCUAUGACAAUAGUAACUACUGUGCUCCACAUGUGGUCAAAGCAUAUUUGAAAGAAUGCUCAUGUCAAGAGUGGCAACACACCGGUAAACCUUGCCAACAUGCAUUGUGCUUUAUCACUGCCCAACAGAUGAGAAAUGUCAGGAUGGAGGACUUUGUUGACCAUUAUUACUCAGUUGAGAAAUUUAGACAAGCUUAUUGUAGGAUGGUGGAGCCUCUUGAGGACAAAUCUUUUUGGCCAAAAGUGGACAUUGCAAGUGAGGUUGGUGCACCUCUUGAUAGAAGAUGUGUUGGGAGACAAAGGGAAAAUAGUAUUAAGAGUAGCCUCGAAGGUGUAAGCGGUAAGGAAGCAAGUGAAAAAGGCAAGAAAAUGAUCCGAAGGAGGUUCAAGUGUCCGAACUGUGGAGAAUUGGGGCACAGAAAAAAUAGCUCCAAAUGCCCACUAAAUGGGACAAAGAAGAGGAAAAGAGCGCCAAGGAAGAAUACAACUAAAGGUUGGUUUCCUAAAGAAGUGCCUACAUCAUCACAGGCAGCACCCAAUAUUACUCCUCCAAGUGAUGAUGUGCCUGCAUCUUCAGAGAUUGUGCUCACAAUGCCUCCUCCGCCAGGAGAGGAUGUGCUUGCGUCUUCACAGAUAGUGCAACCAAUGUCUCCUCCAAGCGAGGUUGUGCCUACAGAACCAAUCUCUCCUCCAAAAGACGCGUGAAGAAGGUUGUUCGUUAAAUUACACCUAGGAAGAGCUAGACAUAUAUGUAUUCUUAGGGUGCAUGUUAGUUAGGACAGUUAUCUGCAAAACUGCUAAUGUUAGAUUAAUGUAUGUCAGUUUAUUUGAUUGUCAGUUUGGACAGUUAACUGCAAAACUGGUAAUGUCAUCAGCUAUUGGGUGCAUUUGUCUCCAAAACUGGUAAUGUCAUCAGCUAUUGGGUGCA